Messenger RNA from Pelobates cultripes (western spadefoot toad), 21603 nucleotides. The record is from the annotation of a GenBank genome assembly. Lineage: Eukaryota; Metazoa; Chordata; Amphibia; Anura; Pelobatidae.
GUAAAUUUGCGGGCAUAUCGUUUCAGAUUUUUCUUCUUGAUAGAGCAGAAAGAAGAUGGGAAAGAUCCUUCGUCCAGAAGCCUGUAUAUAUCCUCCAAUUUAUUAGGACUGGAUUCCACCACCUCCUCUGCCACCUGCAGAGGAUCCAUGUUUACCAGGACAGCCGUGAUUGAAAGGAGGGGGUUACUCCAACUCUGGGGUCUUUGAUGGAUCUUUCAUAACCCAGGCUUAGCAGAGACCCAGGGAUCAUGGAUAGUGCAUUCUACAUAGCUGAAAUGCAAUCUGCAACACAUGUGUACUGUGUGUACAAGAAGAGGAGUCUUGGAGACUCUGCACACUAACAAUGCAGCACUAUGUUACUUGGUAAUAUUAAUACCCUCUUACAAUCAGUACUUCAGAGACAUCAUUCACAUUGUCAGAGUGCAGUUUAUAAUUGUAAGCAGGCAUGGAUUAUAACAAUGUGCUCUAUAUAUGCAAUAUGUUGGAUUUUAUUAUUUCUGAAGGCUGUGCCAAUGUGCUGCACCCUGUGAUCUGUGUGCCCAGACUGCUAUUACCUGGCUAUUACCUGGGUAUCCAGAUUCACUAGGAUAUAUCAUUAAUAAUAUAUUAAGGCAGUGGGUAACACACACACACAGAGAGAGAGAGUAGCUCAGCUGAUAUCAGGCUGCUCCCAGUACCAUUAAUAAAAGGCCAUUCUGUAUAAAGGUACACGUGGUUUCAGUCCCUGUUACUAUGAGUAAUGUUAUUGUGUUGCUGAGUACUUGCCAGCAGGCUGUAUGCUUUGAUGUACACUGCCCCUUGGUGCUGGGAGUGAGGAGGCUGACAUGUUACCUCAACCGGAAGUCCUUGUCAUAGAGACUAAGAGCUGAAGAAUGAGCCAAUCAACGUCAGCCUUAGUGCACUAGCUAGAGCCAAUCCGCGUUUACUUCGGAAGAGUACAGUGAGCAGUCCUAGGAGCCAAUCAGCAUCAGUCUCGGAGCAGUCCUAGGAGCCAAUGAGCGUCAGUCUCGGAGCAUUCCUAGGAGCCAAUGAGCGUCAGUCUCGGAGCAGUCCUAGGAGCCAAUGAGCGUCAGUCUCGGAGCAGUCCUAGGAGCCAAUGAGCGUCAGUCUCGGAGCAGUCCAAGGAGCCAAUUAUGGUGCCUCUCUGAUCUCCUGCGAUGUCAGCACUUCCGAGUGUCCGUCACUAUUGCUGUGCGUGUUUCUACACCGAUAACAUAUUCAUAUCGGAAUACCAAGUACAUGUCCGCUUCACUGACACACGGCAAUUCACACAGGACUAUAACAGGGUAUAUACCGCGUAUAACCAGGACUAUAACAGGGUAUAUACUGCGUAUAACCAGGACUAUAACAGGGUAUAUACUGCGUAUAACCAGGACCGUAACAGGGUAUAUACUGCGUAUAACCAGGACCGUAACAGGGUAUAUACUGCGUAUAACCAGGACCGUAACAGGGUAUAUACUAACCAGGACCGUAACAGGGUAUAUACUGCGUAUAACCAGGACCGUAACAGGGUAUAUACUGCGUAUAACCAGGACUGUAACAGGGUAUAUACUGCGUAUAACCAGGACUGUAACAGGGUAUAUACUGCGUAUAACCAGGACUGUAACAGGGUAUAUACUGCGUAUAACCAGGACUGUAACAGGGUAUAUACUGCGUAUAACCAGGACUGUAACAGGGUAUAUACUGCGUAUAACCAGGACUGUAACAGGGUAUAUACUGCGUAUAACCAGGACUGUAACAGGGUAUAUACUGCGUAUAACCAGGACUGUAACAGGGUAUAUACCGCGUAUAACCAGGACCGUAACAGGGUAUAUACUGCGUAUAACCAGGACUGUAACAGGGUAUAUACUGCGUAUAACCAGGACCGUAACAGGGUAUAUACCGCGUAUAACCAGGACUGUAACAGGGUAUAUACCGCGUAUAACCAGGACCGUAACAGGGUAUAUACCGCGUAUAACCAGGACCGUAACAGGGUAUAUACCGCGUAUAACCAGGACUGUAACAGGGUAUAUACCGCGUAUAACCAGGACCGUAACAGGGUAUAUACCGCGUAUAACCAGGACCGUAACAGGGUAUAUACCGCGUAUAACCAGGACCGUAACAGGGUAUAUACCGCGUAUAACCAGGACCGUAACAGGGUAUAUACCGCGUAUAACCAGGACCGUAACAGGGUAUAUACCGCGUAUAACCAGGACCGUAACAGGGUAUAUACCGCGUAUAACCAGGACCGUAACAGGGUAUAUACCGCGUAUAACCAGGACCGUAACAGGGUAUAUACCGCGUAUAACCAGGACCGUAACAGGGUAUAUACCGCGUAUAACCAGGACCGUAACAGGGUAUAUACCGCGUAUAACCAGGACCGUAACAGGGUAUAUACCGCGUAUAACCAGGACCGUAACAGGGUAUAUACCGCGUAUAACCAGGACCGUAACAGGGUAUAUACCGCGUAUAACCAGGACCGUAACAGGGUAUAUACCGCGUAUAACCAGGACCGUAACAGGGUAUAAACCGCGUAUAACCAGGACCGUAACAGGGUAUAUACCGCGUAUAACCAGGACCGUAACAGGGUAUAUACCGCGUAUAACCAGGACCGUAACAGGGUAUAUACCGCGUAUAAACAGGACCGUAACAGGGUAUAUACCGCGUAUAAACAGGACCGUAACAGGGUAUAUACCGCGUAUAACCAGGACCGUAACAGGGUAUAUACCGCGUAUAACCAGGACCGUAACAGGGUAUAUACCGCGUAUAACCAGGACCGUAACAGGGUAUAUACCGCGUAUAACCAGGACCGUAACAGGGUAUAUACCGCGUAUAACCAGGACCGUAACAGGGUAUAUACCGCGUAUAACCAGGACCGUAACAGGGUAUAUACCGCGUAUAACCAGGACCGUAACAGGGUAUAUACCGCGUAUAACCAGGACCGUAACAGGGUAUAUACCGCGUAUAACCAGGACCGUAACAGGGUAUAUACCGCGUAUAACCAGGACCGUAACAGGGUAUAUACCGCGUAUAACCAGGACCGUAACAGGGUAUAUACCGCGUAUAACCAGGACCGUAACAGGGUAUAUACCGCGUAUAACCAGGACCGUAACAGGUAACCAGGACCGUAACAGGGUAUAUACCGCGUAUAACCAGGACCGUAACAGGGUAUAUACCGCGUAUAACCAGGACCGUAACAGGGUAUAUACCGCGUAUAACCAGGACCGUAACAGGGUAUAUACCGCGUAUAACCAGGACCGUAACAGGGUAUAUACUGCGUAUAACCAGGACCGUAACAGGGUAUAUACUGCGUAUAACCAGGACCGUAACAGGGUAUAUACUGCGUAUAACCAGGACUGUAACAGGGUAUAUACUGCGUAUAACCAGGACUGUAACAGGGUAUAUACUGUGUAUAACUAGGACUGUAACAGGGUAUAUACUGCGUAUAACUAGGACUGUAACAGGGUAUAUACUGCGUAUAACCAGGACUGUAACAGGGUAUAUACUGCGUAUAACCAGGACUGUAACAGGGUAUAUACUGCGUAUAACUAGGACUGUAACAGGGUAUAUACUGCGUAUAACUAGGACUGUAACAGGGUAUAUACUGCGUAUAACCAGGACUGUAACAGGGUAUAUACUGCGUAUAACCAGGACCGUAACAGGGUAUAUACUGCGUAUAAACAGGACCGUAACAGGGUAUAUACUGCGUAUAAACAGGACCGUAACAGGGUAUAUACUGCGUAUAAACAGGACCGUAACAGGGUAUAUACUGCGUAUAAACAGGACUGUAACAGGGUAUAUACUGCGUAUAACCAGGACCGUAACAGGGUAUAUACUGCGUAUAACCAGGACCGUAACAGGGUAUAUACUGUGUAUAACCAGGACCGUAACAGGGUAUAUACCGCGUAUAACCAGGACUGUAACAGGGUAUAUACCGCGUAUAACCAGGACUGUAACAGGGUAUAUACCGUGUAUAACCAGGACCGUAACAGGGUAUAUACCGCGUAUAACCAGGACUGUAACAGGGUAUAUACCGCGUAUAACCAGGACCGUAACAGGGUAUAUACCGCGUAUAACCAGGACUGUAACAGGGUAUAUACCGCGUAUAACCAGGACCGUAACAGGGUAUAUACUGCGUAUAACCAGGACCGUAACAGGGUAUAUACUGCGUAUAACCAGGACCGUAACAGGGUAUAUACUGUGUAUAACCAGGACCGUAACAGGGUAUAUACCGGGUAUAUACCGUGUAUAACCAGGACCGUAACAGGGUAUAUACUGCGUAUAACCAGGACCGUAACAGGGUAUAUACUGUGUAUAACCAGGACCGUAACAGGGUAUAUACCGCGUAUAACUAGGACUGUAACAGGGUAUAUACUGCGUAUAACCAGGACUGUAACAGGGUAUAUACUGUGUAUAACUAGGACUGUAACAGGGUAUAUACUGCGUAUAACUAGGACUGUAACAGGGUAUAUACUGCGUAUAACCAGGACUGUAACAGGGUAUAUACUGCGUAUAACCAGGACUGUAACAGGGUAUAUACUGCGUAUAACCAGGACUGUAACAGGGUAUAUACUGCGUAUAACCAGGACUGUAACAGGGUAUAUACUGCGUAUAACCAGGACUGUAACAGGGUAUAUACUGCGUAUAACCAGGACUGUAACAGGGUAUAUACUGCGUAUAACCAGGACCGUAACAGGGUAUAUACUGCGUAUAACCAGGACCGUAACAGGGUAUAUACCGCGUAUAACCAGGACUGUAACAGGGUAUAUACCGCGUAUAACCAGGACCGUAACAGGGUAUAUACCGCGUAUAACCAGGACCGUAACAGGGUAUAUACCGCGUAUAACCAGGACCGUAACAGGGUAUAUACCGCGUAUAACCAGGACCGUAACAGGGUAUAUACCGCGUAUAACCAGGACCGUAACAGGGUAUAUACCGCGUAUAACCAGGACCGUAACAGGGUAUAUACCGCGUAUAACCAGGACCGUAACAGGGUAUAUACCGCGUAUAACCAGGACCGUAACAGGGUAUAUACCGCGUAUAACCAGGACCGUAACAGGGUAUAUACCGCGUAUAACCAGGACCGUAACAGGGUAUAUACCGCGUAUAACCAGGACCGUAACAGGGUAUAUACCGCGUAUAACCAGGACCGUAACAGGGUAUAUACCGCGUAUAACCAGGACCGUAACAGGGUAUAUACCGCGUAUAACCAGGACCGUAACAGGGUAUAUACCGCGUAUAACCAGGACCGUAACAGGGUAUAUACCGCGUAUAACCAGGACCGUAACAGGGUAUAUACCGCGUAUAACCAGGACCGUAACAGCGUAUAUACUGCGUAUAACCAGGACCGUAACAGGGUAUAUACUGCGUAUAACCAGGACCGUAACAGGGUAUAUACUGCGUAUAACCAGGACCGUAACAGGGUAUAUACCGCGUAUAACCAGGACCGUAACAGGGUAUAUACCGCGUAUAAACAGGACCGUAACAGGGUAUAUACCGCGUAUAACCAGGACCGUAACAGGGUAUAUACCGCGUAUAACCAGGACCGUAACAGGGUAUAUACCGCGUAUAACCAGGACCGUAACAGGGUAUAUACCGCGUAUAACCAGGACCGUAACAGGGUAUAUACCGCGUAUAACCAGGACCGUAACAGGGUAUAUACCGCGUAUAACCAGGACCGUAACAGGGUAUAUACCGCGUAUGUGUAUAACCAGGACCGUAACAGGGUAUAUACUGCGUAUAACCAGGACCGUAACAGGGUAUAUACUGCGUAUAACCAGGACUGUAACAGGGUAUAUACUGCGUAUAACCAGGACUGUAACAGGGUAUAUACUGCGUAUAACCAGGACUGUAACAGGGUAUAUACUGCGUAUAACCAGGACUGUAACAGGGUAUAUACUGCGUAUAACCAGGACUGUAACAGGGUAUAUACUGCGUAUAACCAGGACUGUAACAGGGUAUAUACUGCGUAUAACCAGGACCGUAACAGGGUAUAUACUGCGUAUAACCAGGACCGUAACAGGGUAUAUACUGCGUAUAACCAGGACCGUAACAGGGUAUAUACUGCGUAUAACCAGGACCGUAACAGGGUAUAUACCGCGUAUAACAGGACUGUAACAGGGUAUAUACUGCGUAUAACCAGGACUGUAACAGGGUAUAUACUGCGUAUAAACAGGACUGUAACAGGGUAUAUACUGCGUAUAACCAGGACUGUAACAGGGUAUAUACUGUGUAUAAACAGGACCGUAACAGGGUAUAUACUGCGUAUAACCAGGACUGUAACAGGGUAUAUACUGCGUAUAACCAGGACCGUAACAGGGUAUAUACCGCGUAUAACCAGGACCGUAACAGGGUAUAUACCGUGUAUAAACAGGACGGUAACAGGGUAUAUAAUGUGUAUAAACAGGACGGUAAUAGGGUAUAAAUGUGGGUUUUUUUUUAUGAAGAGGUGCUGUAAUUACAUAGUUUGUUUAUAACAGCAAUAAACACAAUGAAUAUCAUCUUAUUCGCGUUGAUUUUGUGAAUAAAGCAAUACCAGCUGCUUCCUCUCCACUAUCAUUCUGUAUUACCUAAGAUUUUAUUUGUUGCUCAUUCAUGUUUUUGAUGUUUAUCACUUAUAAAAUGUUACACUGUGCUGAAUGUCAUCUGUACAAGCGCUCAUAGGCAUGCGCAGCCUAAUACAUUAGGGAGUGCACCCUAAAGCACAAGCACAUGCCGCGUGUAUAUGUAUGUGUGUGUGUGUAUGUAUAUGUGUGUAUAUGUGUGUGUAUGUGUAUGUGUGUGUAUAUAUAUACACACACUGCUAUAUAUAAUAUACCCCUUUUAGAGAUUCCUUGGUGGUCAAUUUUCUAGAGCCUGUAUAUUACACUGGCUCAGGUAUAUGCACUUAAGUGUUAAAUCCAUGAUCUUCCACCUGAGUUUAUUGAUAGCCAAUAUAAUCUGGCCUGGGAUUAGAGGUGAUCCAGAGUGGGCAGCCAGGGUUCCGGUUCCACAUCUCCUAGCAACCAUUAAAGGGACACUAUAGUUACCAGAACAACUUUAGCUUAAUCAGUAGUUUUGGUGUAUAGAUCAUGCCCCUGAAGUCUCACUGCUCAAUUCACUGCCAUUUAGUUUACAUAUAUAAAGAAAGAAUGUUUAGUUCUUGUAUUGAUGACACAAAUUGCCUUUUUUUUCUGUUUGCUAGGCAUUACAUGACAAGGGAUGUCGCACAUCAGAGCAGUUUGCAUAUGUCCUGGAAAAGGUUAGUUUGUCAUUAUAUAUAUUGAAAUAAUGUAAAAUUGCCAUUUUGUGGCAUAUGAUCACCAACAUUUUUAGUAGUCAUAUUUAUGUUUUAUACAUACAUAUAAAAUUAGUAAUGAGAGAGCAUGGGAAAAAUGGAAGCGCUUUACUAAGAAAAAUGACAAAUGAGAGAUGACCCGUUAAUGCAAAUCCGACAGCCAAACCCAUAUACACUGACAAACAAUGACAUACACACACACUCACUGAUUUGACAGACAGACACACACUAUUACUCGGACACACACUGACAGACUCACUGACCGAGGCACACUCUGAGAGACGCACGCACUCACUGACAGACACAUAUACGUUCACUGACAAACACACUCACUGACAGACACACACAUACAUAUUCACUUACAGAUGCACACAGUCACUGACAGAUGCACGCAGUCACUGACAGACGCACUUACUGACAGACACACACAUUCGCUCACAGACACACAUUUCCCCCAACACUCACACAUUAUUUUUUUAUUUUAAAUCCACCCAGCCUCCCUGGUAGAGCUGGAGUGGAUAACUUACCUUCGGUCCAGUGGGGCUGUUGCGCAGGCAGGCAGGGGCCGGACAGGCAGAGUAGGCAGCGAGGGAGCUUUAAUCUUCUUGCUCAGCUCCCUCGCAAGUCGCUUAGUGAUGCUGGGAGCCGGAGUGACGUCAUAUUCCGGCUCCCGGUUUCAUUAAGCGGCGCGGAGGGAGCUGAGCCGGAUGAGCUCAGGUGAGCAUGCUCCCUUACUGCCCGGGGCGGCUCGCAAAGGACACGAUGCAUAUAAGGAAUCUGCCUGGGUGUUUCGGGGUGGCUUUUUUUGCCGCCCCCUGCAAAGUGCCGACUACACCUCCCAUGAUGCUUUGCCAGCAUUAUGGGUGUAAGAGCAUUAUGGGGAUGUAGUCCACAAUAUCUGGAGUGCCAAAGGAUGCCUAUCCCUGCACUAGGGUAUAUGUGUAAUAUUUGACUUUGUACUCUUCCUGAGCACACUCUGUUUAAUCAUAUAUGAUACAAUGUUUAUGGAACAACUCUUAUGAGUUGCAAAUAAUUAUUUAGUGUCAUGUCCCAGUGAACUGUGGAAGCAUAACCUAUAAAGCUACUACCACUGGAAGAUUACAUUGACAUGUAAUCCAUCCCUCCCCCCACUUCCCACUCCCCCUCUUUCUAUGACCCCCACCUUCAUCUUCUUUAUUAAGUUUCUAACUUGAUUACUUGAACAUAUUAUAACUAUAGAGAUAUAAUAUACAGGCAUCACCAGCAAAUUUGUAACACAUAUCUUGAACUGCCCAGAAACUGUAUGUUUAAAUGGCUAUUUCUCAGAAGCUUUAACGUUUCUUUGUACACACAUACAUCGUAAAGUUGAUGUUGUUUUGUCCAUGUAUGUAUAUUGUUUGCAUAUCUAUUGAGUAUUGAAAAUGCAAUUCACAAAAAAAAAAAUCAGUAAUGCAGCUUUAUGUAUUAGAAUGCAGUUGUUUCCAGUAGGUACCAAGUAUGCACAAAAUAUUAAGUCUUUCCAGUAGACUCACAGUUGUAUUGCAUUGACAAACAUGUUGUGAAACUGCAGACAAAAUAGCCAAGCUUGUUGAUCUUCAUUCUGCAACCCAGAGUGCAGCACAACUUAGUUUUUCAUAAAUAAUGCCUUUUAUCUGUUAAAGGAACACUCUGGGCACCGUAACAACUUAAACGCAAGUUGUUAUGGUGCCUGGAGGUCGCAGUCACUGUCUUACCUUAAGGGGUUAAACCAUUUACAAACAGUUUAACCCUAAAGUGCUCUAGUUGGCACCCAUCCUGCAUAUCUCUUCCUCUGGGUUUGCCUUCAUUACCUUGGACUGGAAGCUGGUGACAGCCUAAAUCUAGCCUGCAUUUCCUUGAUCUUUUCCAUAAUGAUUUGCUCCUUCUGCAACUGUUCCUAUUCUCAUAGGAAGGAGUAUUUUUUUUUUUUUUUUUAAAUAUUCUUUAUUUUUGUUGUGCCUGGAUAAAACAAAACAGCAUUCUGCUCUGUUUCAUAGCCAAUGCCACAGUCAUGUCUUAUCUUGUAGAUAGCUCCACAGGUCACAGUGAAAUGGUCAGCAGUUCUGCUCCAGUUUGGAAGGGAUCCAUGUUAAAAAAGCAGGGUUGGAUGGCUCCACCAAUACCUCCGGCCCAUAUACUGAGGUCAACCACAACACCAAGACUGAACUGGUGACAACCCAGUUCCUCUACUCUCCGAGCCCAGGCUGGUGUAUAAGCCGGUGCAUUUUCUCCACUGGGCCCUCCAUCUUCAGUGGUAGGGCUACAUUACUGCAGGACUCUUGGCUCUCAGCCUAGAAGGGGAGCAGGGCGUCAGGAUUCUGCUAGGAUGUGCUCCAGAUGUAGGUAAGGUAGGGGGUUGCUGCUUUUGUCUGGCCUCAAUUUGGGCCCAGAAGGCCGUGCAGAAUCAGCAUUCCCACACUGUUUGGUGACCAUCUUUGUCAUGUCUAGAGACUUGUCGGCUGUGGCUGUAGGAGUCACUGUGCCUCUUGCUUUAGAGGUGCCUCCCCUGUUGGGGACCGGCAUAUCCUCCACUGGUCCAGAGGGCAAGGGGGACAGGCACUGUGUUUCCGGUCAAACACAUGCAGGGAGAGCGUUCGCUGCUCCCUCCUUGAGAAUGUACCAGGCCACAAUGAACUGGAGGCCUCAGCUACUCAUCAAGAGUGGUGGAUCUUGGGACCAGCACCCACCACAGCUAGAGUAAGCCAGACAGCACAAAAUUCAGGAUGGUGUUAGGUAGAGUAUAUGCCCCCAAAAACACAGAAAAUGCUAAAUUUAUCAGGAGCUUGUGCAUUUGAAUAGUAUGGCGGUCAAGCAGGAGCUUUAGCGAGAAUUCAUCAUAAAAUGUAAUCUAAAAGCGGCAUUAUCAUGCCAAACUUACCCUUCCACGAUCGAUUCCUCUUCUCUCCCUCUGUCAGAAUCUGUUCUUCAUGUCUUCCUGUCUGCUCUAGUUUUCUUUAAAACAUAACACAAAGUAGGAACUACUUUGUCUUAUGGAGAUUUCAUACGCUUGACCAGCGGAAGAGCAAAGUGUGCUUCGUUUCCUGUGAUCAAAGCAAUUUUCCCACAGUUCUCACCUUUGAUCCGUGAUCUCACGAUGCUUCCUGUCAGUAUUCCCGAAAGUCCUGUCACUUGGACAGAACGCAGACGAAACUACCGAAUUUCGUCCUAACAGAAUGAGAACAGUUUCUCCAUUCGUGUUAGGACGCAAUUCGGAAUUUGUCCCUGAGCGGCGAGUGAGGGCCCUAAAUAACAAGGUGGAGGCUAUUGUCCUCCCCCCGGGCCCCACCCCUGAGCACACCUGUCACACAACUCUGAUUGGUUGGCUUGAAAUCCAACCAGAGUGCUCGGUGUCAUUUUACACAGCGUGGGAAAGUUUCCCAUGCUGUGUAAUUUGACUCAUAACUUUCUGAGAUCAUGGAUCAAAGGUGAGAACUGUGGGAAAAUUGCUUUGAUCACAGGAAAUGAAGCACACUUUGCUCUUCCGCUGGUCAAGCGUAUGAAAUCUCCAUAAGACAAAGUAGUUCCAAUCAGAGUGUUCUGUGUCACUUUACACGACGUGGGAAAGUUCUUUAGAAUUUUCCCAUGCUGUGUAAUUUGACUCAUAACAAUACUCUGGUUGCUAUCAAACAACCAAUCAGAAAGUUAUGAGUCAAAUUACACAGCAUGGGAAACUUUCCCACGCUGUGUAAAAUGACACCGAGCACUCUGGUUAGAUUUCAAGCCAACCAAUCAGAGUUGUGUGACAGGUGUGCUCAGGGGUGGGGACCCGGGGGGAGGACAAUAGCCUCCACCUUGUUAUUUAGGGCCCUCACUCGCCGCUCAGGGACAAAUUCCGAAUUGCGUCCUAACACGAAUGGAGAAACUGUUCUCAUUCUGUUAGGACGAAAUUCGGUAGUUUCGUCUGCGUUCUGUCCAAGUGACAAGACGUUCGGGAAUACUGACUGGAAGCAUCGCGAGAUCACGGAUCAAAGGUGAGAAUUGUGGGAAAAUUGCUUUGAUCACUGGAAACAAAGCACACUUUGCUCCUCCGCUGUUCAAGCGUAGGAAACCUCCAUAAGACAUAGUAGUCCCUUGUCUUAUGUUUUAAAGAAAACUCGAGCAGACAGGAAGAAAUGAAGAACAGAUUCUGACAGAGAGAGAGAAGAGGAAUCGAUUGGGGAAAGGUAAGUUCGGCAUGACAGUGCCGCUUUAAAUUCCUCUUUGUGUAAUACACCUUCUCAGAGUUUGUUUCAAGUUGAGCUAACCUGUUUUUAUUUCUUCUAAUUCAUCAGAUAGUUUUGAUGAAAGUUCUACUUUUAUCAUAUGUUUUUCUUUUCCCAGUCUAUUUUUACAUACCAUAUUCUCUACUCUAGUUACACCAGCAAAGCAUCACUAACUUGGAUUUUUCCAUAGUGUCUUCUCCGUUCUCUGAUCUGAUGGCACUGUUGAAUCCUUGGACUAGACCUUCUUCACCUCUUGUAUCUGUCAACAUUAGUUUUUUCUGUUAGGUAUUUUCUCUAUAUAUUCCCACAUUUUCAAUAUAAGCAGUGUGUAAUAGGUAAGUGCUAUUUAAAUAAUAAUAAUGCACAGUCCUGGGCUUAUACUAGUUCUGUCAUUCCAUUUUAAAACAUGAUCCUUAAAGAACAGAUUACAGGAUAGAACAUCAUUGCUUAAGGGGUUAAGGGCACUCUAAGAACUAUAACAUGUUGUUGAACCUUUCUGUUUUGCUUAUUUGCAGAAAUCAGUAUUGACUUUUGGCUAUAAUUGUGACAUGCCAUGUGUGACAGAUCCAUCUGUCUAAGUAUUACCUGCUGGUUCGUCUAUUUUGUUGUGCAUUCGUGGAAUUACCUGCCCGUACAUCCCUGUUCGUUUAUUUCGGUUAUACCGAAGAAAACUACCGAACGGACGGCCACCCAGUAGAGAAGUGUGCUGCUGGUUAACCUAUUGGCCUCAAUUAGAACGUUGUGGUUAACCGCAGACACCUCUUCAUUCGAACCGUAUGCAGGGUGGUCGUCGUUCGUAUGCUGACCACGAGGCGGCGGCCAUUUUAAACACGCGAAUGAACAGCGGUGUUCGACAAGGAACUUAUGGAACUCCAAAUGGACACUUUUUCUACCGAACACCGCUGAAACUGCCGACCGCCCUUCUUAUCAUCGGGCAUACGAACGCCGGUCCGUUCGGGACUUUUUGUUGUACGAAUGGACUUAACCCAGAUAGCCAUCCCAUGGAGUCAUUUGUAUACGGAAAGAACAGUGUGAAAGACUUUGACUCCAUGGCGAUUGAACUGUGUGCAUUGGGUCUGAGCGCUAUUCAGUAGUAAUGUGCGCUCAGACCUAGGCUAUCUGGGGAUACGUUAUACAAAUUAAAUGCAUUCGGUAGUUUUACAUUUAUGUAUUUUUAGUAUACCAUAUAAAAUGAUGGUUUGCCUCUAUCCAUGGAUAUAAUUGGAUUUCUUCCCAAUUAUCUCCAGGAUAGAGAGGAGGGAUUUACUUGUACAAAGGGGAGUGUUUAUACCUGAGCCACUGUGAGUGGCUACUGUACUUCAUUUGUUCCAGUCUUCCAUCUGGUCCACCAGGUGGGAGACCUGCAUAAAUACUGGGCAGGUAGCCCUCAUUAAAGCAGAUUCCUGUUUUACCCUCAAGACGGAGCUUGGUCUCGUGUUUGGGGGAUUGCUACUUUGGAGUAUUCUUUUGCCUGUUCCAGGAGGGAAGGAGUUCACAUGAUUCUCCGUUCGGGAGUUUGGAGCAUUCCCUUGUAUUCAGUUCGGGAGUUUGGCGGUCUACAGUAACUGUGCCUGUGUCUCUAAAAGGGGGAAGAUCUACUAAACGGCGCUUUCACUCCUUUAUGCCGGGAGUGUCUUAACACCAUGCUGUAUUACUUUAUUUGUUAAAAGCAGCUUAUUGUUUUUAGGUACAGAAGGAAGUUCAGAGGCGAAUGAAGUUAGGUGAGGAAUCGGUACAGAGGAGAACAGAGAUAUCCCUGCGUUACAAGCCCUUAUACCCUGCAUUAUAUGUUUUACAGGUAAAAGACUCACAAUCACGCCUGCUUUACAUCACAUUUGGCAAGUUGUUUGAAUGUACUCAUCCAUAUAAUUAUAUAAACUGGAUUUUUUUUUUAAAUAAAAAGAAUAUUAUUCUUCUGAAAUAUUGGCUUGCUUUUAGUGUUUUUCCAGGAUUUUCAAUGUUAUGUUUACUUAUCUAUAUUUAAAGAGAACAUGUCACAACUGGUCCCAUUUAACAUACAACAGCUACCAAGGCAGUAAAUAUAUUUUUUUAUCAUAGUGGUUUGGUGGUUUUUAUACUUGUCCAUACUUGCCAUCCCUUGCUCCAGCAUUGCCAUUCUUGGGGGCAGGUGGGAGGCUUUUCAUUAUAUUUUCAAUUUCCUUAACUUAAUACAAGCCAUGGGAAAUGCAAAGAUUUAAUGAAUGGAAUUUGGUUGCAAUUUCGCCAUUUGACAAUAGCCAAUAGCCAAAUCAGCCAGGUUAUAUGAAGAUUAAGCUGAUUCAACAGACUUUGCCUUUUAUGAAUAUCUGGUUGUAUUACAUUAGCAUUACAGUAGCUAGAUUGUUACAACCAAAUGGCAUUCAGUUACCUUCAUUUUUAAUUAGCUAAAUGCUUUCUUCAGUCAGAUUUGAAGUCAAAUUUACAUACCUAUGGCAUUUCUAUCUUUUUUGUUGUUGUUGUUAUUACAAAAACAUUAUUACCUUACAUUGAUCAUUAUCUAUCAUUCCAUGUGCCUGUCAUUACAAGGAGUCCUUUUUAGCAGAAGAAUUUUUAAGAGCUGUCAGAUUUUGUGAGUCUCCUCACACUGGUUUAGAUGGAUUGCUGAAACAUCUUCAUUCUAUACCAGGUAAUAUUUAUUCUGUUACUUGAAGUAUAAUUAAUUGUUGAUAUGCAAAAUUAAAAAAACAAAAAACACAAAGCAAACAUUAUCUUACUCAUUUCAGCAUUAACUGGUUGUGCUGUAGCAACAGCUUUUUCUUAACGAAAGAGACAAUACAUGUAAUUAUAAACAUUCUAUUAAAAUAAUUUGCUAUACUUUUGAAAUUAAUUAUCUAACAUAAGCAGCUUUAUGUGGUACAGAUUCAAGGAACACUCUGAGCACCAUAUCCAAAACCGUAUUGCUUAUGGUGCAAGGAGGGCCUUGCUGUGCCCCCUAGUGCAAGUAGACAAACCAUUUUCUAAUGGUACAAAUAAAAACAAGAAAGGCUGCGCCAAAAGAAAUAAAUGAAUUACACAAAUAAAAUUUAUGUGAUUUAGGAGAAAGAUAAAUUAAAAUGAAUAUAAAUAUAAAAGUAGAAUAAAUGUAAAAAGUAGUCCCAAUAAGUAUAUAUUCUUUGUUGCUGUAUCAGCUGGUAUAGUGUCUUCUCUGUUGAAAGUAGUUCGUCUCAAGAUAUAAAAAACACAAUGGGAAAGAACCAAUCGUGUGGAAUGUAUAAAUAAGUGUCAAUAAAAUUAAAAUAUAAAUUGUACACUCACAUUUGAAUGAGCUAAAGCCAGCUCAGGUGUAACGGGCAUACAGCGGAUAAAACCCCCGCUUGCUAGGUAUAGCGAUGCUUGUCCUCCGGAAAGUACUUGGAUCCAAUUCUCAAAGGAAGAGAGAUAAAAAACAACCGAUAGUGCUCUCUGGUGACACAAUUUCAAAAUAGAUAGAAGUAAAAUAGAAUGUACUCACAAAUAGAGUGCAGGCCUGUCUGCACUCGGAUGAUAGCGUGGGUGGUAUAAUCCCCACCUUUGGAUAUGUAAAAUGCCAGGAACAGGUGUAUAUAUAAAAAUAAAUUUGUAUAAAAGAUUAAUAGUACAAAAAUAUUUAUUAGUGUAAAAUAUACAAUAUAAUAAUAAUAAAAAAUUUUACACUAAUAAAUAUUUUUGUACUAUUAAUCUUUUAUACAAAUUUUGAGUGUGAGUGUACAAUUUAUAUUUUAAUUUUAUUGACACUUAUUUAUACAUUCCACACGAUUGGUUCUUUCCCAUUGUGUCUUUUAUAUCUUGAGUCGAACUACUUUCAACAGAGAAGACACUAUACCAGCUGAUACAGCAACAAAGAAUAUAUACUUAUUGGGACUACUACAUUUAUUCUACUUUUAUAUUUAUAUUCAUUUUAAUUUAUUUAUCUUUCUCCUAAAUCACAUACAUUUUAUUUGUGUAAUUCAUUUAUUUCUUUUGGCGCAGCCUUUCUUGUUUUUAUUUGUACCAUUUUAUUAUUGAGGGUUAGAGGGUGACCCUCUGUUAGGCCGCUGCCUUUUUUAGUAUUUUAUAUUAUUAGUGCUAACCUACUUCUUUUACGUCUUACUGCAUUUUCUAAUGGGUUGAAAACUUGGGCAGGGUCUGCCAGGCACCAGAAUCGCUUCUCUUUUGUUAGAAAAAGGUACUUCUAGACGUCAUGGUAAAUUUAUUGUGCAUAACUAGUAUGAGCUAAACAAUACUCUGCCUCACUAUGUAAGUUUUUUUUUGACAUACUCUUCAUUUUUUAAUGAAAAAGGGAUAAAUGUGCUUGUUUUGGUGUGCACUAGGUUUUAUUGUUUAGAAUUGUAUAAUAAAAGGGUUAUUCACAAAAGUGGAGAGCAAGGUAACUGAACUGAAAGUAUAGCUGACCAAAAAAUCUAUUCCAAUUCAGCUAUUUUGGCAUUAAAUUUUACAUUUACUUUACAUUCUCACUUUAUUAAAUAACCCUGUAAGUCAACAGAGUGCUUCUGGGUGAGCUAUGAAGUGAUUAGCAGCUGGAAUUCAAAACUAAAUAGGCAUCUUCUGUCUCAUGACAGUAGUAGCAGAUGAAGAGAGAAGAAGUGGGAUACUCACUUGCGGUAAAAAUAGAUCAGCCUCAGUAAUAUUUGGCAGUCAUCACCUGAAGAGGGAUGUAGUAGCUACUGAGUAAAUUAAAGGGUUAUCUAGAUUUAGGAGGUUUACAGAGUUGGUGAUUGGCAUGCGUCUCAAGCAGUGUGAUCAUGGUGCGUAACAAGUCAUUUCUGCUUUGAAUUACACAAUCCUCUUUAUUUUCAUUUUGUCUAAUUUGGUUUUGUUUAGAACACAUGCUCCACAACACUAUUUACCGGUAUUUGUUGUGCUUGCAGAUAAAACAGACAUGCAAAAACAGUGUUCGUUUUGAAGAUAUCACUUUAUUUUGUCCUUAGAGAAGAGGAUCUAUCAGCUCCCAGUAUUUGUUCCAGAAUUUUGCAGAGACUUGGUAGAAGAGCUGGAAAACUUUGAAAGAUCAGAUUUACCCAAAGGACGACCAAAUACAAUGAAUAACCACGGGGUAAGUUGGAAAAACAAAGCAGCAAUGAGUUCUAGUUAUGUAUAAUAACAUAAUUAUUUAUGGUUCUGAUAGCAUCACCAUAUAACAUAGUAUCAUUAAUUCAAAAUUCAUUUGCAGCCAGGGUUCAGGGAAAGACGUAAAGCAGUUUUGUCACCUUAAAGGGAUAUUCCAGGUAGAUGUAUUUAAAAAAAAAUACCUAUCAAUCUCUCCAUUUGCUACUGUCCUAGGGCUAUAAUCCACUUUGAGUGAUGUUAUCUGCUGAUCCCACCUAGAACUGACAACAAUCUCUCAUCCAGUCUCCCGCUGAUUUUAAUCAAUUUGUGAGAAUAUGUAAGAAAUAGGACAGCUUGCAUCUAUGCACGUUUGGUAUUAAGUAAUUUUAAUUAAAGUGAAACUAUAACGUUAGGAAUACAAAUCUGUAUUCCUAACACUAUUGUGACACCCGGCCAACAAAUGGUUAAAAACCCUUUUGAUUAUUUACUUGAUGUCCCUCGGUGCUGGGUCGAAGCUCUGCUUCCUCCAGUGUCAUCCAAGGUUGCAUUAGUGAUAUCCUAAAGUCCAGUAAGAUCCCAGAAAUGCCCUUUAAUAUACAGAGGCUGCCUUAGUGCUGCAAUCUAAAUUUCUCUAAAAUUGCAAUGUUCUACAUUGCAGGACUAAGUGUGACAGGGAAACUGCACAUAGACCACUUCAAUGAGAUGAAGUGGCCUGGGUGCCUACAGUGUCCCUUUAUUAAUGGAUUAUUGGUUACAGCAGAAUUUCACAUGUGCUUUGUCUUGGAUAUCUAAAAAAUCAGUUGUGACAAACUGCCAUUUGCCACUGGGUAUUGGAGAGGAUUGAUUGCCAGCCUCCUGCCACAUGACUAUGGCCCUAGGAUAUAUGGCAUUUGAAAACACUAUUUGUGCCCUGUGACAAAACUGGAGAUUGUGCACAAAUAUGACUAUUAUCCAUAUGUUUUAUGAUUCCUUUCGUUUGUUGCACUGUUCCCAUGUGUUUCAUCUGUUGGUUCGGCUGGAUAGACAAUCAGACAAACUGGAGUUACUGGGUGGCCACCAUUUCAUGUAUCAGAGGCACAUGGUGAGAACAAUGGAUGAAGCACAUAGUGAGAACAAUGGAUGGCUGCCAUUUUAACUCACAGACACUGUUUUGACUUUUCUACACGGUGCCAUCUCGCCGUAAUUAUUUUUCAUAUAGCCUGUAUAUGUUCUGCGGAAUCUGCAUUAAACCGUAUCGUCCAAACUACUGAACGAUCUAGGUGAAUUUUGGAUAUGUGGUUCACCCAGAUCCCCCGGUUCCGAGGAUAUAUGGGGUUAUUGCAUGUUUUAUAUUACUGUAUUUUCCUGCCUGUGAUCAUUAAGUUAGUAUAUUGUGUUGAGAUAAUUGUAUCACAGGCAGAGCGGAGGAUAUAUAUAUAAGUCCUAUGUUAAGUACUUCAAAGCUGGACUGCUUAUUGUAGAGGAAAAUUUGCCAGUCUUGUUGUAGACAUGUUUACCCCUUUUUCCUUCUUUACUGCCCUUUAGGUUCUUUUGAAUGAGCUAGGAUUUGAUGACACCUUCAUUAAUCCGCUGCGUGAUAAAUAUCUGCAGCCUCUCGCCUCUCUGCUGUAUCCAGACUGGGGAGGAUACUGUUUGGAUAGUCACAAAGCAUUUAUAGUGAAGUAUGCAGUGCAUGAAGAUGUGGAUUUAAGUUGUCACUAUGAUAAUGCAGAGGUCACCCUAAACAUUUGUCUGGGAAAGGAGUUUACAGAAGGAAAUUUAUAUUUUUCAGACAUGAAAGAGGUAAUUUAGCAACUGUAAUCUCACUGUCUAAUUCUAACUUUACCAAGAACUGCCUUCUACCUUGGAUGUCAUUGGAUGCCUCAUAGAAUCCUAUGAAUCACAUAUAAUUUAGCUUUGUUCAGCUAUAUUCAAAUUAUCAUUGGUUAUAACAUUUGUAAAGUUUUUCUACUUGUUUAUGAAUAUAUCCUAUAUUUAAUGUAUGUAGUAAUUUUACACAAUUUUAUCAUGAAACAUUAUAAAAUGUAAUCUUUAUUUGUGUGUAUAUUUAUUUUAAGGUGCCUCUCAAUGAGCGACAGUAUACAGACGUUGAGCACACCAUCGGCCAUGGAAUAUUACACAGAGGGCAGCAUGUUCAUGGCGCCCUCCCCAUUGAGUCAGGAGAGAGGUGGAACCUUGUCAUAUGGAUGAGAGCUUCACAAGUGCGCAACAAACAAUGUCCUAUGUGCAACAACAAACCACAACUGGUAGAGACAGUGGGAGAGGGAGAUGGAUUUACCUAUGACCAAGCAGGUGACAAAGUAGACACUGUAAAUGUAUGUGUCCUAAACUAAAAGGAUCAAGUAACAAACAAUGCAGAAUAUUUUCAAUAUCUUUAAAUUUAUCAGUAUUUAUUCUUACAACCCCAUGAAGGCACUCCAAAGCAGGCUCAUGUCAUGAGUUGUUGAAUUUCUAUUUUUCUAUUAAAUUCAUUUUGCUUCCAUUAAAGAGACCCUGCCAUGCAUUACACAUGCUCUGUGUAAUUUAUUUUUUUAUUUUUGUCCUGCAUAAAAAUUUAUAACAUACAAUUUCAAGGUACCCCAACGGCAAUCCUCGAAGCAAACCUCACAUGUUACACUUGGGGUAUUAAGUUAGACAUGCACAAUUUUAUAAUAUUGGGGAUAAGAAUCUUUAUGAGGAGUUACAGUGGAGACAUAAAUCGUUUGCGAGAGCUGCAGAUAUGGGGAACUCCUAAGCUCUUCAGCCAAUAAGAGUGUAUGUGUGAUCAAGCUUAAUACCGGUGAACAUAUUGUAGUGAGACACUAUGUGCUAUGUACUACUGUAUUGUCAGUGAGCGAGAAGCUGAAUGUUACAGGCUGAGCUUAUGUGGGUGCUGAAGUAUGAAAUAUACUCUACAGAGGGACAAAGAGUGGAAAAUAUAAGAUGCUAGCUAGGUCAUCUGAUUAUAUAAAAGAACAGGGUUAAAGCCAUGGGUUAAAGCACUUAACAGUUUGCCCAAUCAGGUAAGGUGGCUGCUGUUGGUGUAUAGCGGGUCUGGUAACUUAAGCACGGAAGGGCAUGUUCAGUCCAUGUUCAACCGACUCCUGACAUCGGGAAGCGCAGGUAAUUUGCUAGGCAGUCCCUCAGGGCCUUGAGCACAUGUGGGGGCUAGUGAGGCAGAGUGGUCGCAGGGGGAACCAUUUUGGUCAUUCUCUGCACCUUCCUCUGUGUCAGUUUGCAUGUUGCUGUACCUCGUCGUUUGCUUGAUCGCUACUGUGGGGGCCUCCCCUUCAUCAGCGAUGAUCGCCCUAGGUGGUGGCUUGUAGUUGUGGGUGGCAUGCUUGCUCUUGGUGGCUCCCGGCCCAAGGAGGCAGUUGCCACUAGUGGCGGGUACUGGACACCGUUGGAUGCCGCUUCGUGAUCCGCAGCCCUUUUGUGCUGCCUGCCUCUGGUCUUUUGCUGGGGGGUCCCGUUGGGGACUUGCUGCUUUUGCCGCCAGCUUUGCCCAGAAGGCUUCCAGGAUAGCAUCGAGCUUUGCCUCUAGGCCCCCCUGGGACACCGGUCUGCAUUGUGUGUAUGUAGUCGCUUUGCUGUGGCAGGGGGGUGAGUCCGCCAUCUUGUGCGUCUGGUUAUAUACUGUGGUUCCGAUGCGUUGGCUAGGGGCCAUCCACUCUGUAGGUAGUGGAGUAUGGACCGGGAUGUCCCCCCUGGCCCAGAGGGGGGGGAAAUAGGGGUCUGUGUGGUCCUGCUGGGUGAGGAGAUCGGGGACAGGAGAUCGGCCGCCUCUCCCGCCCGUAGCCCUCGCUAGGCCGCAACCGCUCUGCAUGGCUUUUGGCGUCUGGCAUCCCGGUUUUUCGGACCGGAACACUCCAGCCGUCGUCUGCGAUAGGUAAGUCCCUUUUUGGGUCAGGUUGUGAGUGGCAGGAGUCUCGAUUCGAUGCUUGGGCAAGUAGUUUGCUUGGGAGCUCCUGCAAGUUGCGACCGUCCGCCAUCUUGGUCAAGCCCUGUCCCUCUGUGUAAUUUAUUGACUUUCAGUUAAUCUUUUAAAAACAAAUUCCUUGUGAUCACAGUCGGCAUACAAAGUGACAUACUUUCAUUGGGAGGACGCAAUAGAAGAAGGUUUUCCAAAUUGUUAUUACCAAAUAUUAAGUCGGGUGGAUAUCAAGACAGACAGAACGAAGAAAAACAAUGGACACUCCUGGCCCCUUGCAGGAAAUUACAUUAUUCCCAUGUAAGCAUAGCCCUAAAAAUAACAUUAGUAUUACCGUUUAAUGUCCAUUACACUAAAGCUAGAUUCUUCCAUGUGCAUUUUCUUGCAAAUACUGCAGACUUAACCAUCUCACCCACCCUAAUGCUAUCAGUUACCAUCGAAAUGACUAAAACUAAUGUACAUUAUACAAUACAGCCACUGCAACCUGCUGUUUUGGUUAGGCUUACUAGAGUAUUCUAGUGCUCUUAGCCAGUUGUCAAACCACUUAGUAAUUCCUAUACGACUAAAGAUGUGUACUUUUGGAUUCCAAAGUUUAUUUAAUCUACAUAAAGAGAAAAAACUUGAAAUAAAAAAGAAAUUUAAAUUCAGGUAUAUUGGUCCCAUGAUAAAUACUCUUCUGCCAUCUGAGUGCAACAUUCAUCUUAACUUUACAAUUCGUUCUGAUAAAUGUUAAGUUCAGAAGUACAUUAUGGAGUCAAUAGAAUGAAGAAAAAAAUUCAGCUUAUCACUUAAUGAUCAUUAAUCAUCAUUUGGUAACAAUGGAUUUGAUUAAAAUACUUUACAUUGUUAAUUAUUCAUUAAUAACUAGUAUUCCCCAUGAACAGAAAACCAAAUUUUAAAACUGUAAAAAUGCCAGAAACAAGAAUACUGUCUGUGUUUACAUACAACAUAGAUAGUUUAACACGUAACUGGCAUAAUUACCAAUUACACUUCUCAUCAAGAGUUCCUUAGCAGUAUAUAGCUGCCUCAGAUUUAAUGUUUGCCAUUUCAUACAGAAAUAAACUUUUACAAAAUGACUGCAGAGUCCAUCUGAGUGCACCACUGUCGGCCUUCAUUAUAAGUUCUAAAACAUGGCUCUCAAUUUCUUUUUCUUUGCUUUCAUAACAGGAGGCAGAGAGAUCUUGAACGCUGUCCUGUUAAUAGAAAAAUGUCAU